CGGGCGAUAACCCCCCAGCCCCUCAGACCCCUCUCGAGUCAAAACCCUAAGCAAAAUGCCUACUGGAUGUAGAACAAAUGAAACGUACUGAGAGUAGACACCUCUGCUGAAGGAAGCUCCCCCAAUCAAUGAUGGCUUCUCAAAUGGCGAUCCUCACUCGCACCAGAACACUAAUCAAAUCCACCGCCAUUUCCAACUUCAAUCCCUUCUUCAAGACCAUCACCACCUCCACAUUCCUCUCCCAGGAGCCCCAACUCGCGGACCCAAAUCCGCCCUCGCCCUCCACCCCGCUGCCUCCCAACCCGGCCUCCGGCAGCCCUCUCUACAAUGAGAACUGGCGGAGCCCCAUCCCCAACGCGUCCCUCACUCAGUCCCUCGUCCCCCUAGGUUUCCUCAACCAGCCCCAGAGCUCUCGCAUCCAGGCCCUCUCCCAAACCCUAGACGUCCAGAGCUUGAUGAAUGUAUUUGCCGAUUGGAUGACCUCGCAGCGCUGGGACGAGAUGAAGCAGCUCUUCGAGUACUGGAUUCGGUCGCUGGACAAGGCCGGCAAACCCAACAAGCCUGAUGUGAACCUCUACAACCAUUACCUGACGGCCAACUUGAUGACCAACGCCUCGGCCGCCGAAUUGCUCGACCUCGUGGCCCAAAUGGAGGACUACGCGGUCCUCCCCAACACGGCGUCCUUCAACUUGGUCCUCAAGGCCAUGUACAAGGCCAAGGAGAUCGUCGCCGCCACCAAAUUGCUCGAACGGAUGCUGCAGACAGGGAAAGAAUCUCUGCCUGAUAAUGAGUCAUAUGAGUUGGUCGUUGGCAUGCUGUUUUUGACGGAUGAGAUUGAUGCUGCCUUGAAAUAUUUAGAUUUGGCUUUAAAAUCUGGUUAUAUGCUGUCAACGAACGUGUUUACUGAAUGUGUGCAGAGCUGUGUUAAUAAGGGCAGGCUGGAUACAUUGUUGUCAAUUAUUGAGAGGUGCAAGACAAUGGAUCAGAACAAAGCUCUUUGUCCUUCCUGGAACUUGUGCUACUAUAUUGCAGAAAUUGCAAUGCAAGAAGAUAAUAGCAAGUUAGCAUACUAUGCACUGGAGUUUAUGGCCAAAUGGAUUGCUCGUGGCGAGCAAGCAAGGCCAUCUGUUAUGCUUUCUGUAGAUGAAGGAUUAGUUAUAUCGGCGCUUGGAACUGCUGGUAGAACCUACAACUCUUCUCUUCUGGAUGCAUCAUGGGCAAUCCUACGACGCUCUUUGCGUCAAAAGAAAGCCCCUAACCCAGAAUCUUACCUUGGAAAGAUACACGCCCUUGCUUCAUUGGGCAAUCUGCAGAGGGCUUUUGGUAGUCUAAAUGAAUUUGAGUCAACUUACGGUAAUUCAGAUAAAGAAGCAGAACAAGAAAUGUUCUCUCCCUUUACCUCUUUAUAUCCAUUGGCCGUGGCAUGCUCCAAAAAGGGUUUUGAGACUUUGGACUCAGUAUAUUUUCAACUGGAGAAUUUAAGCCGUGCAGAUCCUCCUUACAAGUCUGUUGCUGCUCUAAAUUGCGUAAUUUUAGGUUGUGCAAAUAUAUGGGACCUUGAUCGUGCCUACCAAACUUUUGAGGCAAUUGGUUCCACUUUUGGAUUGACCCCUGAUAUUCAUUCAUACAAUGCUCUGAUGUACGCAUUUGGGAGGCUUAAGAAGACAUUUGAAGCUUUGAGGGUGUUUGAGCACUUAGUAAGUUUGGGUGUUAAACCAAAUGCAAUGUCAUAUUCAUUGCUUAUUGACGCUCAUCUCAUCAACCGAGAUCCAAAAGCUGCACUCUCUGUGAUUGACGAGAUGGUAACUGCUGGAUUUGUACCGUCAAAAGAAACACUUAAAAAGGUCAGAAGGCGUUGUAUUCGUGAGAUGGACUAUGAGAGUGAUGACCGGGUGGAUUCCCUGGCUAAAAAGUUCCAGUUUCGAAUGGGUACAGAGAGUCGCAGGGACAUGCUGUUUAAUAUUCGUUACAACACCGAUUUUGCCAGAUAGGUAAAUUGACAGAUGGUCGGCCACUUCUUGGUCUGGAAAAUCUCAAUGCUGAAAAUUUGGUUCCCCAAGUUCACAAGUUCUCUAGCUUUGUCUUCCAAUGAGAAUCAUGAGAUUUCAUCCUUGUUUGUAAAUGAUUUGAUAGUACUCAAUUUUGAGUGUUGGCAGGAGGUAUUAGAGUCAGAGCCACCUACAGCCUUAUUUAUACUUGUUUUUUCCUUGUUUAAUGUAUUCUUUCUGUGCUUUCUGAGGAAAACUAGAGGGCAGUGACUUGCUAAACGAGAGAGUAGGGUUUGAAAGUUGACGAAUAAUCGUAGGAGAAACCCAAUAAUUUAGAAUAUUUGGAGUAGGCUUUCCAUUUCCCUGUCAAUAUUUGGUGGGUUUUUGUUGCGGCCGUUGAAAUGCAAUAAUGGAAUGCAAUUAACCUGCUU
Alnus glutinosa is the source of this 2419-nucleotide messenger RNA. RefSeq names its product pentatricopeptide repeat-containing protein At1g26460, mitochondrial. NCBI's taxonomy places the organism in Eukaryota, Viridiplantae, Streptophyta, Magnoliopsida, Fagales, Betulaceae. Gene Ontology annotation, molecular function: protein binding. The record is from RefSeq and is a predicted model, not a curated record. The transcript has 7 exons. The coding region runs from base 129 to 1991 and encodes 620 amino acids.